This is a messenger RNA of Annulohypoxylon truncatum, 2195 nucleotides long. RefSeq names its product ferric reductase NAD binding domain-containing protein. Gene Ontology annotation, molecular function: ferric-chelate reductase activity. The transcript is spliced from 4 exons. Gene Ontology annotation, biological process: intracellular iron ion homeostasis; iron ion transport; copper ion import. The record is from RefSeq and is a predicted model, not a curated record. The coding region runs from base 223 to 2013 and encodes 596 amino acids. Gene Ontology annotation, cellular component: plasma membrane. NCBI's taxonomy places the organism in Eukaryota, Fungi, Ascomycota, Sordariomycetes, Xylariales, Hypoxylaceae.
AUCCGCCUCAUUCCUUUAAACACUCUGAUAUUACUCACUGUACAACAUUCGGUCCCGAUCAGUCAGCAUACAACAAAGCCUUACUUAGGAGAGGCGCGUCCACCCCUCAGCUACCUAUAGCUCAUAGCUCACAGCUGUAGUUAUAAGGCAAGCUGUUUCGUUCGCCUUCUCACUACGAUUCGAUACUUGCUUGUAUCAAAGUAGUCUCCUUAUCAAAUCAUCAUGUCGUCGGCAUCUACGAGUCCACAAGCAAGCGCGACGGCGACGUCCUCGUCGAGCGGCAAUGCUCAGGAAGCAUGGUUGAUGGCACGGCAAAAGGUUAACACAACCAUGUUGACAUAUUAUGCGGCCUCACUCAGUGCUCUUAUCGGCGUCUUCAUUAUUGCCCACUGGCUUCGCUUCGUAUUCGUUAAACUUGGCUGGUCUCGUUCACGCAACCCGAUAUUGCUACCUUUCAGUGCUGUUUCAAGAAUUGCUAGGAGAAUAUUCGUACGGAAUCUAACUGGGUUUACCUCAGUCGGUCAUGCUGUACUUGUGAUCGUCUACGUGGCUAUGAACGCCACGUUCAGCUUCUACCGCGUUGAUUUCAGCAUCUAUGCUAAUGUGGCCGCUCGGUUCGGCUGGAUGGCUGCGGGGAAUUUGGUCUUCGUGAUAUUCCUUGCGUUAAAGAACACACCUCUAGCAUUCCUUACGGCCUAUUCCUAUGAGCGACUCAACGUCUUACAUCGAAUCGCCGGGUAUACUACUAUGCUUUAUGUUAUUCUUCACGGAUCCAUCUAUGCGUCUUACUUCAUCGGUGUCGGGAGGAUUGAAGUCCUCCGAGAGGAUGUCGUGACAGGCGGUAUUGUCGCUGGAUUUACCAUGUUCGGUUCUGUUAUGGCCGGCAUGAUUCUGAGACGUUUUAACUACGAACUCUUCUAUAUUGCUCACGUCAUCUUAUUCUUUGCUAUCGUUGUCGGCCUCGGCUUACAUCGUCCCGAACUCGAAUCCGAGCAAACAUUGUACGCAACCAUAAUCCUUGCUGCACUGUGGUUCGCCGAUCGUCUCAUUCGGUUCUGUCGACUAGCUUACAACAGCGUCAACAACGAGGCCAACAUCUACGCUCUCCCAGAUGGUGGUACUAGGAUAGUGCUCAAGAAGCCUAUCUCACGUGCCCGCCCUGGCAAGCACUGCUACGUCUGGCUUCCGAAAAUCAGAACCUUCGAAACUCACCCCUUUACCAUCGUGGCGACUGAGCCGUUUGAACUUGUCAUCAACUCAUAUAGCGGUUUCACCAGUGACCUCCACAACUACGCUCUGAAGAACCCUGGGGCGAGCCUCAAAGUCUCGGUAGAAGGCCCUUAUGGUACUCUCCCGGACCCCAUGGAUUUUGACAAGGUUGUCUUGGUUGCAGGCGGUUCCGGUGCGACGUUUACAUUUGGCAUAGCGGCCGACAUGCUCUCACGAAUGUCCGAGAGUUCCAAGCAGCAGAUUGACUUCAUUUGGGCCGUCAAAGGACAUGACAACUUAUCAUGGUUUACGCAGCACCUGAAUAACCUCCGCAACCAUGUCCACGCACCGAAAAUCGCCCUAAAGGUGCAUGUUACUAGACUAGGGCCUGAAUCGCUCAGAGACCCCUCGCUGGAACGGCCUGCAUCGGAUUCUUCUACUACAGACUUAGGGCCGUCGGCUCUCGAGAAAGGAAAGGGGGACUUCAUCGCUUCUAGUGGGCCGGCGUCUUCUGCCGCUACCCGGUACGAAUCCGACCGAGAAGAGAAGGACGCUAGCCGACACAUGGACUUCCCAUCGGCAGCAACGAGCAUGACGAACCUCAACCUGCCGAUCAGACCUGGAAGGCCCGAUACAGAGGCCGAGAUAAAGGCGGCGGUGCGGUCACUAGACAAGAACCAACGAGUGCUCAUCGCUUCCUGCGGGCCCGACAGCCUGACGAAUGUGGUCCGGAACGUCGCGGCAAGCUGCAUCAGCGUCGACGGCCCCGCAGUCGAAGUCCACUGCGAACACUUUGGCUGGUGAUUUAUCAUUCACCCUCUUUUUUUUUUUUUUAAUUUAUACGAAUCGUCACGAGCUAGUUAAUGGGGGUUGUUUUACAAUCUGGACAGGAUCACCCAUGGAGAUCUAACUGGAUCAGCUUGCUUUUUUACCGGGGGCGGUAGAUGGCGUUUCGGAGUAUGUAUGUCUAUAAUGUAUGUCCUGGA